AUUUUGUUGGCGUAUUGGAGUUGCAGUCUUCUUCAACCUUCUAGUGUGUGGCGCACAAGUACGGUAGUCGACGUAUCCCAAUACUUGCAAUAUGGGCAGCAACCAAAGCAACACCUCUAAAGUGAUUGGAUACACAUCUGCGUGGGUGGAGUUUGAGGACGACUGGUUCGAUCAAGGGGCCUCAAGGUAUGCCUACAAGGGUACAUUUCACGGAGAGCCUCACUUGGAAGGGAAACCCUGCGUGGUGAAAGUCUAUAAAGAAGAGUGGUAUGAACGUAUGUCGGAAUAUGCCUGGAAAGCAGAUGACCGUGCUUAUUGCAAAGCUCACGAUAUGGCGCGGUUGUUUAACAUUAGGUAUAAUACGAGCAAACCAAUCGAGUUCGUUAAACCUGAAUUCACCCAAGUUGACACCCGUGCCGCCUAUAAUUUCCUGGGCUUCAUUCCAUUUGAACGAAAUGUCAAAGGAAAACUUCCUGGCACCUCCGACAGCGUUUCCAAUAUUAUCCCCGCAAACGCUACUCUCGCUGUCGAGAGGUACCUUGAGGGGGAUUAUGUCAAAUUUAACAACAACUCGGGAUACUUAGCCCGAGAAGAUAUCGCCACCCCGGCUGCAUUCAGUCAUUUCACAUAUCAUGAAUCCAACGGCACGGCUUUGGUUUGUGAUUUGCAAGGGGUGCGCAGUCGUGCCGGGUACAAGUUCACUGACCCGGCUGUUAGCAGCAGCGGCACGCAACUCGGUUUCUACGGCUCUACUGAUUUAGGGAUUUGUGGUAUUGUUAAGUUCUUUAAGAACCACAGAUGCAAUGAGCUGUGUAAAGGGCUAAAGAAACCAAAAAUUACCAACUUGUCACUCGGUGAGAGGGUUGUUUUGGCUAAAAUCGUAGACAAUAUGCCUUCUCAUAGUGCUUCAACGCACACUUAUCAAUUAAGUUUGUCCUCUGGUGUAUCCACCAGGGAUAUCAACAGAAUUCAAAACAACAUAAGGCUAGAAGCAGUCUCUGAAGAACCAGUUUAGUCCAAGCAAAAACCAGUUCAGCCCAGUGAACAACCAGUACAGCAACAAGACCCACAACAGUGUGUUUGUUCUUAAACACAUUCAUGUGGCUUUUACUGGUCUUUUUAAUGUUUUUAUUUUACAUAUAGGCCUAGGCCCCAUCUAAAGAUGCAGGCCAACUGUCCGUGCUCUCAUACAUCCUUUCCUCACAAAUUUAGAUUUUUGGGUGCUUUACGUUCACAAAAAUAACUGGUGAUUUUAUAUUUUCCGUGAUGGCGUCUACCACCUUCUAAAAGGCUUUUAUUCCGUGAACUUUUGUAGACGGAUCCGCAAGCCUCACGGUGCCCUUCUUCACAAAUAUAGGUCUUUUUUGUAAUUACGGUUUUGAAAAUCGAGAUAAGGAAAUUAUCGGUUUUCCAAUCGCCAAAUUACAGCCAUUUAUUGGUUUAUAUGAUGUGAAACUGGUGCGAUUUUUCAGCAGAAAUACAGCGUUUGCUUACCUAAAACCACCAAACUAGAUAGAUGCAUUUCAUUGAAAUAAUCCAACUGCACAACAAAAAUAUAGGUUUUUAUACGUAAUAUAGCUUUAAUACUUAAAUAUAACUUACGCUCCCAGUUAAAAUACAUUUUUUUUUUAUAGGUUUACGUGUUUUGCUGUGGCUGGAUCCGUUCCUCAUCCUUAACAUUAUAGGUAGAAAAUUGCUCGAUAUUUGAUUGUGGACCAAAUUUCCGCAAGAGUUCUUAUUCAAAAGUGAAUUACUUUUGCAUUAGUACAACAAUUAAGACAAGACUAAAAAAGCACUGACAAUAAUGUUGUGGUUUAGAACAAACUC
Molecule: messenger RNA, 1827 nt
Organism: Patiria miniata (bat star)
Lineage: Eukaryota; Metazoa; Echinodermata; Asteroidea; Valvatida; Asterinidae
Biological process (GO): protein phosphorylation
Molecular function (GO): protein serine/threonine kinase activity; ATP binding
Source: RefSeq, a predicted model, not a curated record